AUGUAUCCCUCCUGCAAUCUUAGUGAGUAUGAGAAAAAACGAGAGGAGAAGCGCCUUCGUGCCCUUGAAACUGAGCGUCAGCGUAUGGAUUCACUGCUUGCUCAUGCUGAACUAAAGGCUAAAGCAAGCGAAACUCGUAUUCAAGCUCUCAACCGACUAGCUGAGGUAAUGCUCGAUCAGAUUAAACUUUUGGUUAACCUGUGUUUUGGACCGUAA
This is a messenger RNA of Protopolystoma xenopodis, 216 nucleotides long. The record is from the annotation of a GenBank genome assembly. Lineage: Eukaryota; Metazoa; Platyhelminthes; Monogenea; Polystomatidea; Polystomatidae.